AUGCCUUCCACUCCUCUUUCCUAUCCCGCCCUGAAAUGUGUUCUGGAGAAUUUAGAAGCUGUUAAACGAUUUCAAGUUGUUUCCCGUUCCCCUUCCCUCAAGAAAGUCGACAAGGCGAUUCCUCUUCGCAUAGAGCUGCUUAAAAACCAUGGAAAAAAAUGGAGUAUCAACGGUUUGCAACUUGUUGAAUAUGGUUAUGAAUAUUGGCUCGAAAACUCAAACAAAAAGAAAAAAGAAUACAGUCGGGUACCAGAAGAUCCUAUCAGUUUCCCGCUUAAGAAACUGUGUACCGAGAUAGUCGGACCUUCAACAUUCGACCAUCCGGUUGUCAAGUCCGUAGAAAUUCUUAAAAUACGUUCAACUUUCGAAGGACCAAUUAAUAACCUGGAAUGUAUUAAGAAGCUGACCAAUCAGACCAUCAUUUUCACAAACUUGGAAUGGACAAUUGGUGAUACUAUCGAAAUUGUGGAAUUAGUUCGAUAUUUGGUAGAAAAACCGGAAGAGAUCAAAACGGAUUAUAUAAUUUUAACAAAUCGAGAGUCAUACCUUUCGGAAACGUUUUCCAAGUUAGAAAAUGCAUUUGGUCAGUUUAUAGAUGAAUUGGAGGAAGUUAAAGAAAGAUUUAUCAGCGACCAACCGAGAUUCUCCAUCCCUACAAACUCUAAUUCUAAUCUUCACAUCUAUGGAGUCGAUAGAACAGGACAUAUGCUAUAUCCUUAUCAUAUUGUUAUCAAAAAGAGCUCCGCCAUUUAA
This is a messenger RNA of Caenorhabditis remanei, 753 nucleotides long. RefSeq lists its product as uncharacterized. Bases 1 to 753 code for a protein of 250 amino acids. NCBI's taxonomy places the organism in Eukaryota, Metazoa, Nematoda, Chromadorea, Rhabditida, Rhabditidae. The record is from RefSeq and is a predicted model, not a curated record. The transcript has 4 exons.